Sphenostylis stenocarpa is the source of this 960-nucleotide messenger RNA. Lineage: Eukaryota; Viridiplantae; Streptophyta; Magnoliopsida; Fabales; Fabaceae. The record is from the annotation of a GenBank genome assembly.
AUGGAGAACCUAAUUGCUGGUAAAGUAUGCUUUCAUAACUGUGGAACCUUUCUGAAGGAGAUGUCUGCAACGUCCAAUCUUCCGAUCAUAGAUCUCUCCUCACUUCAUCGGCUUUCCACUGUCCAUUCCAUCCGCCAGGCCUGCAUUGAAUAUGGUUUCUUUUACCUAGUCAACCACGGCAUGGAGAAUGAUCUGGCCAAAGCCUUUGAUGAGAGUAGAAGAUUCUUCUCUCUUCCCCUCCAAGAAAAAAUGAAGUUGGCCCGCAAGGAAAAUAGAGGUUAUAGUCCUCUGGAUCCUACUUUAGUCCCCAAAGGUGAUUCAAAAGAGUUCUACUAUAUUGGUCCUUUAGCAGAUUCAACAAGUGCUUAUCUGAAUCAAUGGCCUUCAGAAGAGUUACUUAGAAAUUGGAGACCUUCAAUGGAAUCCUUGUAUUCGAAAUUCUUUGGAGUUGGAAAAAAGUUGUUAUCUCUAAUUGCCCUUUCCUUGAAUCUGGACGAGGAUUUCUUCGAGAAGAUAGGUGUCAUAGAUAAACCAGGAGCUUUUCUUCGCCUUUUGCACUAUCCAGGUGAAAUGGGACCUCACGAAGAGAUAUGUACUGCUCAUUCAGAUUUUGGUACACUCACCCUUCUAUUGACUGAUGGAGUCCCAGGACUGCAGAUCUGCCGGGACAAUUUAGAGGAACCGCAAGUGUGGGAAGAUGUGCCUCAUAUGGAGGGGGCCUUUAUUGUGAACAUAGGAGACUUGAUGGAGAGGUGGACAAAUUGUUUAUACCGGUCAACAAUGCAUCGAGUUAUCCAAACUGGCAAAGAACGUUAUUCGAUGGCAUUCUUCUUAGACCCACAUCCUGAUUGUGUAGUGGAAUGCCUUGAAAGUUGCUGUAGCGAAUCAACUCCUCCAAGAUUCGCUCCAAUCCGCAGUGGAGACUAUAUGAAUGAGCGUUUCAAAAUGCAAUCAGCUUGA